Molecule: messenger RNA, 741 nt
Organism: Neofelis nebulosa (Clouded leopard)
Lineage: Eukaryota; Metazoa; Chordata; Mammalia; Carnivora; Felidae
Gene: LENG1
Product: leukocyte receptor cluster member 1
Exons: 4
Coding region: 1-741 (246 amino acids)
Source: RefSeq, a predicted model, not a curated record
AUGGGCUGGGCUUUUAAAAUUCACUUAUUGGCCCGCACAGAAUUCCUACGGAAGAAAGCCAGGCGUCAGAACUCACUACCUGAGCUGGAAGCAGCAGAGGCAGGAGCCCCGACUCCCGGCCCUGUGGACCUAUUCCGGGAGCUGCUAGAGGAAGGGAAAGGGGUGACCAGAGGCAACAAAGAGUACGAGGAAGAAAAGCGACAGGAGAAAGAGAGGCAGGAGAAAGCUCUGGGGAUCCUCACAUACUUGGGCCAGAGUGCUGCGGAAGCCCAGACUCAACCGCCUUGGUACCAGCUCCCCCCAGGGCGGGGGGCGCCCCCACCUGGCCCAGGUCCAGAUGAAAAGAUCAAGCAGCGCCUGGACCCUCUGCGGGAGAUGCAGAAGCACUUGAAGAAGAAGAGGCGGCACAGUGGUGAUGGUGGUCACAGCAGAAAGGGAAAGGAGGGGCCGGACAAGCAGCGGCCGGAAGCACGCCCAUCCCUGGACCAGCUUCGAGCCGAACGUCUCCGGCGGGAAGCAACAGAGCGUGCUCGGGCAGAGGCCCUGCUGGCCCGAGUGAGGGGCACAGCCCCCCCGGAGGAACAGCCUGUGGAGAUGGACGAACGGCGGGGGCGGUACAACUCCCAGUUCAACCCCCAGUGGGCCCGGCGCCCUGCCAACAAGACCCCAGCGCUUACGGACUCCUGGGGGGAUAGGAGAGGCCGCAGCUGCCAGCCGUCAUAUAAAACUAUUUAUUCAUAA